CACGACUUUCUAAGCAUUGCCUCCUCCAGGAUACCUUUCUCAACCUACCCCCUUCCUUCCAAUGAGAUAGCAACAGUAGCCACCGCGAUCACAAAACAGUGACUCUCUCCCUUCCUCCCUCCCGCUCUCGCGAACAUGACCUCGAUAUUACGGCAAUCGAGCAAUCUUGCACGGAUAUCAAAAUCUUCCCUCCGGUACGCCACCACCCGCGCGUCGAACUAUCGCCCAUUGUUGAGCCAGCAGUCGAGAUUUUAUUCGAAAGGGAAGAGCGAUGAGAAGAAGGUUUCUGCAAGUGAGCAGAAGAAAAAUGAUAAUAAGGUGACGCCGCCGGAGAAAAAUGGAAAACCUGCGACAGGGACCGAGAAUCUUUAUAAUGACAGCGGACCGCUGUCGCAGAAGGGUAGCAAUGAGGGGCCCAGCACAUUGCCAGCUGCGGCAGACAGCAAUAUGUCGAAGAUGACGGCGGAGGAGGAGAAAAUGGUUGAGGAUCUACUGUCAACGCUGAAGAAGGGGUUACCGAAGGGACAGGUGGAGAUCAUUGAGCGGGCGUUUGAGAAUAUCAAGAAAGAGGGGAUUCCGAAGGAGUUGAGGGAAUUGGUGGAGGAGGUUAGAGGGAAGUCGAUGACGCUUGCGACGGCGGCGAAGUUGACGAGGUUAACGAGCCAGAUGGCGAGGAAGCAGGCGGAGAGGGAACUGGAGCAGGCGGAGAGGGAACUGGAGCAGGAAAGCAAGAGUACGGAGUUCAAGUCGAAUGAAAAUGGAGGGGCUUCGGGUCCACCUCCUCCUCCGCUUGGUGGUGAGAAGAAGGCCGGCAGUGAUGGUAAUAAGCAGGACUUCAAGUUUGGGGAGAUAAAGUUCGAUAUGAGCUCGUUUCUCCUGUCGGCUUUCGUGUCAUACCUACUCUACCGGAUGGUCAUUCCAGGCGAGAGCAAGAGGGAUAUUACGUUCCAGGAAUUCCAGACUACGUUCUUGAACAAAGGGCUUGUUGAGAAGUUGACGGUUAGUGCGAGCGGAAAGGUUCGUGUCGAUCUACACCGCGAAGCUACACAAUCAAUGUUCCCAGAUUCUCCUGCCGUCAACCCGAACUUCCAUUACUACUUCUCGAUUGGCUCAGUCGAGGCUUUUGAACGCAAGUUAGACCAGGCACAGAACGAGCUUGGGAUACCUAGCAGCGAACGGAUACCGGUCAACUAUGCUGGUGCAGACAAUGAUGGCUGGUCAAUCCUCAUGAAUUUCGGUCCAACCGUUCUAUUCAUUGGCGCCAUUUAUUUCAUGACAAUGCGUGCGGGAGGCAGAGGCGGAAGUGGUGCCAGCGGAGUCUUUGGUAUGGGCAAGAGUCGAGCCAAGCAAUUCAACCACGAGACCGAUGUUAAGGUCAAGUUUGCAGAUGUUGCCGGUAUGGACGAAGCCAAGGCUGAAAUCAUGGAGUUUGUCGCUUUCUUGAAGACGCCCGAACAAUUCCAAAGACUCGGUGCCAAGAUCCCACGAGGUGCUAUUCUUUCUGGACCUCCAGGAACUGGUAAGACGCUGUUGGCGAAAGCUACUGCUGGCGAGUCUCAGGUUCCGUUCUUCAGUGUCAGUGGUUCCGAGUUCGUGGAAAUGUUUGUUGGUGUUGGUGCUUCACGAGUGCGAGAUCUUUUUUCUAUGGCGAGAAAGAAUACUCCAUGUAUCAUCUUCAUCGAUGAAAUCGACGCUAUUGGCAAAGCCCGUGGAAAGGCCGGCUCAUUCGGCGGUGGUAACGACGAGAGAGAAGCUACACUCAAUCAAAUCUUGACUGAGAUGGAUGGAUUCAAUACUGCUGAGCAGGUAGUCGUGUUGGCUGGUACGAAUAGACCUGAUGUGCUCGACAAGGCACUGAUGCGCCCUGGUCGUUUCGAUAGACAUAUUUCGAUUGAUCGACCAACUAUGGAUGGAAGAAAGCAGAUCUUUAUGGUGCAUCUGAAGAAGAUUGUCACGAAUGAGGAUCUGACUUACCUUACUGGACGACUGUCCGCUCUCACUCCUGGUUUCUCUGGUGCUGAUAUUGCUAAUUGUGUCAACGAAGCUGCUUUAAUAGCUGCUCGAACAAGCGCCAAGUCAGUUGAGAUGAUCCACUUUGAACAAGCUAUUGAGCGUGUCAUUGGUGGUCUUGAGAAGAAGUCUCUUGUCCUCUCACCAGAAGAGAAGAAGACUGUAGCCUACCACGAAGCCGGUCACGCUAUUUGCGGUUGGUACUUCAAGUACGCUGACCCUCUCCUGAAGGUUUCUAUCAUCCCACGUGGCCAGGGAGCACUCGGCUACGCCCAGUACCUGCCAGUAGGAGACACCUAUCUCAUGAACGUCAACCAACUCAUGGACCGCAUGGCCAUGACCCUCGGCGGUCGCGUCUCCGAAGAAUUGCACUUCGAGACCGUAACCUCCGGCGCCUCGGAUGACUUCAACAAAGUCACCAGACUAGCCACAGCAAUGGUAACCCAAUGGGGCAUGAGCAAAAAACUCGGCCCGCUCCACUUCGAAGACAGCACCGAGAAACUGCACAAACCGUUCGCCGAACUCACAGCGCAAACCAUCGACUCGGAAGUCCGCCGUAUCGUCGACGAGGCGUACAAACAAUGCAAAGACCUGCUGACCGAGAAAAAAGCACAGGUGGGCAUCAUCGCCGAAGAGCUGCUGAAGAAGGAGGUGCUGGAUCGGAAUGAUAUGGUGCGGUUAUUGGGUCCCAGACCGUUUGACGAGAAUAAGGAUUUCAUGAAGUAUUUUGGCGGCGCGGGGAAGAGUGCGCCGCCGCCUUUCCCGACGGAGAGCACGGAUAGUCCGCCGGAGCAGCCGAGUGCUGCUUUUAAGAGGGUGGAUUGAGUAAGGGGCUCGGGAGGUGAAGUAAGUUAUUUAGAUGCCGAGAGAGGAUAGGAUGGGAAAGGGAACGUUUUUGUACAGGUCUGCUGCAAGCAAGAAAGAAAGAAAGCAUUGGGCGGCG
This is a messenger RNA of Mollisia scopiformis, 2953 nucleotides long. RefSeq names its product ATP-dependent metallopeptidase Hfl. NCBI's taxonomy places the organism in Eukaryota, Fungi, Ascomycota, Leotiomycetes, Helotiales, Mollisiaceae. The coding region runs from base 136 to 2835 and encodes 899 amino acids. Gene Ontology annotation, molecular function: ATP hydrolysis activity; ATP-dependent peptidase activity; zinc ion binding. Gene Ontology annotation, cellular component: membrane; m-AAA complex. The record is from RefSeq and is a predicted model, not a curated record. Gene Ontology annotation, biological process: protein-containing complex assembly; mitochondrial protein processing. The transcript is spliced from 2 exons.